UUUACAAUUAUUAAAAUGUAUUAAAUGUUUACAUGUAUUUAAAUUAGGGCUGUCGAUUAUCGAUUAAAAUAUUUAAUUGCGAUUAACGGCAUUUUGUCCAUAGUUAAGUCAUAAUUAAUCACAGCUGGAAAGAAGAUUUUUUCUGUAAGUAGGGAUGCUAAUUUCCUUGUGGUAAACAAUUCGAUACGCAUCUAGAUACACGGGUUAAGAUAAAAUUUUAAAAAACGAUAUAUUUUAAAAACAGAACGAUUUGAUACCAUUCAAUACAGUGCACAACCGAAUGGUUGGAUUUGAUACAAUUCAAUGGUUAUAUUUGUCGACGUAGGCCAUGUGAUAAACUCGUGUCAGCCAGUUUCUCCAGCAGGUGAUUUAAGUGUCUCGGCCCUCCAUGGCACGAGUUUGACACUCCUGAUUUAGACGCGAAUCUUGCAUUAUAAAAUAAAGAAGCCAGUUCUAUAAAAGUGGCAUUCUUACAGUGUUUUCAAAUGUGUAAAAGAGCACAUCAUAUCCCCAAACAUGCUGUAAGGCGGAAGUCCCCAACCACCAGGCCGCGGGAAACCUUCAAACACAAUCAUUAAAAAAAAAAACACUUUAAGAAUUAAACAAUUUGUAAAUAACUACAUCUACAUCAUAACUAUGUAAAGAAUAUAAUUUUUGGAAAUAUGGGCCAUUAUUUUAUAUUUUUAAAAAAUCCAGUUUGAAAUCCCCCAGUUUUUGCAUGUUUAAUGCAAGCACUUACUUGUCCCACUUGGUUUGACAGUCCUUGACUGCAUCAGCUAACUUUCUCCCACGCUGCACAGAUAGACUACUAUACUGUAUUUUGCCACUUUUUCUUUCACGUCAUAUUUGGUCCUAAAUGCUGAUACUAUGUGGGAAUGCAUAAAGCAGGGGAGAAGAAGAAUGUGAUCGGAUGUGCUGCUGUUGAAAAGCGGCUCGGCUUUGCCCCACUCGCCACAUCAAAGAGGGCUGAGACAAUGGAUCAGUCCUCCGAUGAAGAGGAACCUCGCACCUUUGUGCAGGUCCUCAGUGACAAGUACAACACUGAGAACUUCCCUUACGGCCAAGGCCUGGGCGUCGUGGUUCUACCCUCCCCCCCUGGUUCGCCUAUCAAAGAUCGUCUGUUUUUGCCCAGCGUACUGGUCCUGAAUGACUGCGGCAUUAAAAAAGCAGGCAACAGGUCGGACAUCGCAGCUUUCUGCGCUCACGUGGUCGAACUGGACCUGUCCUACAAUGAGCUCCAUGACUGGGCAGAGAUCUGCACCAUCGUGUCCAACAUCCCUCACCUGGACUUUCUCAACCUGAGCAUGAACCCCCUGAGCGGCGUGGGACUGGAGCCCUGCAUGGCCGAGGUGUUCACCCGGGUGCGGCGCCUCGUCCUCAUCAACACGCAUGUCAGCUGGGACACCGUUCAUACGCUCACGCGGAACACGCCGGAGCUGGCGGAGCUCUUCCUGUGCCUGAACGACUACAACGCUGUGUCCCUGUCACACACGUCCUGCCCGUCCCUGCGGCUACUCCAGAUAACCGACAACCACCUACGCGACUGGGCGGAGGUGCACAAGUUUGGCCUGAUGUACCCAAGCCUCAACACGCUGGUGCUGGCCAACAACAGCGUGGAGCGUGUGGGCGACACCCGGGAAACACUGCAACGCCUCUUUCCCAACCUGCGCAGCAUCAACCUCAACAACUCAGGGCUGAGUAAGUGGGAGGACAUAGAGAGGCUGAAUUUUCUCCCCAAGCUGCAAGAACUCAAAGCAAAGGGGAUCCCACUGUUGCAGCCUUACACCACACAAGAGCGACGUAGCCUCCUUCUAGCACAGCUGCCAAAUGUCUUGGUGCUGAACGGAGGUGCGGUGUCCGACAGCGAGAGGGAAGACGCCGAGAGGUUCUUCAUCAGGUUCUACCAGGAUUGUCCGGAACAGGAACGUCCGGAGAGGUACCACGAGCUGGUAUCCAAGUACGGUCAGCUGGCCCCGCUGGCCGACGUGGACCUGAGCCCCCGCUGCACCACGGUGGACGUGCGCUGGGGCGAAAGGGUGGAGGCAGUGAGCCUCCGCCUGGAGCAGACGGUCGGCGACCUGAAGAAGCAACUGAGGGCGCUGCUGCAGCUGCCUGCCAACAGCAUCCGGCUCUUCUACAUCAACCGGGAAAUGUGCUCUAUGUUCGGGCCUGAGGAGCUGAAGUGCGGCUGCCGGGCUCUUCACUCGUACAGCAUCCGGGACGGGGACGAGAUACUUGUGGUGCCCAAAGUGAAAAGCCGCUGCAGCUCCUCGGAUCUUUUUAGUACUCAGGACGUCCUGUAUCCAUAUGGACCUGCCCACAUGGAUCUGGUGACCCCCAAGAUGGACGAUGGGAGUUCUCCGGAAAUUCCUUUGCUCAUCCCUUUCAUCUUCUUCAGCAUCCCCUACCGCACCAUCUACGUCAACAACAAUGGCGUGAUAUCCUUCAACGAGCAGGUCAGUCAGUUCACGCCUGAGGCUUUCCCCCUGAGCGAUAGCAGAUCGUUCGUUGCCCCUUUAUGGGCGGACGUGCACAACGGGAUCCGCGGUGAUGUCUACUACAGAGAGUCCACCCAAGCAGAAAUACUGGAAAGGGCAACACAGGACGUCCGCAGGCAUUUCAAAAACGUGCCCAACUUCGCAGCCACCUGGGCCUUCAUCGUCACGUGGCACCAAGUGACCUUCUACGGGGGGAGCCAGACCACUCCGGUGAACACAUUCCAAACUGUGCUAAUCUCAGAUGGUGCCAUGUCCUUCGCCAUGUUCAACUACCAGGAAAUCACCUGGAGCACAGGCACAGCCAGCGGCGGAGACCCUCUAACCGGACUGGGUGGGACCACGGCUCAGUCAGGUUUUAAUGGCGGAGAAAUCGGACACUUCUUCAACCUGCCGGGAUCGCGGUCCAACGAAGUAGUGAACGUUGAUCAGACGACCAAUGUGAACAUUCCCGGACGCUGGUUCUUCCGUGUUGAUCCAGAGUUUGUCGAUCCCGCCAGCGGCUGCAGCUACAAUGGUCGUUUUUACAGACGAGGAGAGGUCUUCUGGCUGUCUGACCGGUGUUCUCAACGGUGUCGCUGUCUCGACAUCGACAAUGAGGUUCUUUGCCAGGAGUCUCCAUGUGGGCAGCUGGAGACCUGCGAGCAUCAGGAGGGGGGCUUCUACUGCCAACCUACUCGCACCAGCACUUGCGUGGUGUUCGGAGACCCACAUUAUCACACCUUUGACGGCCUGCUCUACCACUUUCAAGGCACCUGCACCUACUUGCUGGCUCGACCUUGCUGGGAAGUAGCAGGGCUGCCUUUCUUCAGUGUAGAGGCCAAAAAUGAGGACCGUGGCGUGGCUGAUGUCUCCUGGCUUAGAGAUGUAACCGUGGAGGUGUACAGCCACAGAGUUACAUUGCCCAAAGGAAAUCUGGGAACUGUUCAGGUGGAUGGUUUGGUGAAGACUUUACCGGUCCAGCUUCAGCUUGGUGCAAUCAGAGUCUACCAGUCCGGGUUGGCAGUUGCUCUGGAGACAGACUUCGGACUCCUCAUAACCUACGAUGGCCAGCACUACGCCUCCAUAUCCCUACCUAGCUCCUACUUCAACAACACCUGCGGCCUUUGUGGCAACUACAACGAUGACCCCGCAGAUGAUCCCGUUCUUCCUGACGGCACCCUGGCGGAAAGCGUGGCGGAGCUCGGGGGAGGCUGGCGGGCGCAGGACGCCGACUGGCGGUGUACAGAUGGUUGUGUGGAUAACUGUACCGUGUGCGACCCGCUAACGGAAGCGUUCUACUUCACCUCCGACUACUGUGGACUGAUCAACAAAACAGAUGGACCCUUCAGGGAUUGCAGAGCCGUGGUGGACCCUACCGCCUUUGUGUUUAGUUGUGUCUACGACAUGUGUAGCAACAAGGACAACAUCACCACACUGUGCCAGGCCGUCCAGGCUUAUGCUCUAGCCUGUCAGGCCUUGGGUGUCACCAUCCAACCCUGGAGGUCUCACACCUUCUGCACUCUGACAUGUCCACCAUUCAGCCACUACCAAGUGUGCACCAGCGCCUGUCCAGCCUCCUGCUCGGACGUCACCGCCCCCUUGUACUGCGCCCACCCUUGCACCGAGGGCUGCCAGUGCGAUCCAGGCUACGUCCUCAGCGGCAGCCAUUGUGUGCAGCGCGAUGAUUGUGGCUGUGAGCGCAACGGCCUCUAUUAUCCUCUUAAUGACACUUUUUGGUCCGGGGCCGAAUGCAGCCUCCGUUGUACCUGCGGCAUCGCAGGCGAAGUCUCUUGCUUCAACGACUCUUGCAAGGAGGGCGAGGUGUGUGGGGCGGAGGUGGGCAAGUUGGGUUGCUACCCUCGCAGGGAGGGGGUGUGUUCAAUGGCUCAGAACGCUGUGACAUCAUCCUUUGACGGCGCCUUCCUGCUGUUCCCAGAUGACAGCUCCUACUACCUGCUGAGGCUGUGCGGCGCUGCGCCAGCUAACGGCUCAAUGGUGGAGGUGAAGAUAGGCAGACGGCUGGUCAACAAAGGCCCUGCUUGGAAAAGACCUGUGGUAGUUACAGUUGCUAGCCUGGAGGUUCAGGUGGGAGGGAUGGAUUUGGAAGCGGUCAAGGUCAAUGGUGAACUGAUCUCCCUUCCUUACAUCCAUCCUUUGGAGACCGUAGCCAUCUACAGAGCGCCAGGUAACGCCACCGUGGUGGAGUCCCACGGUAGCCUCCGUGUCCUCUAUACGCAGCAGGGAUUCAUCAACAUCUCCCUCUCCACCAUAUUUUACAACAUCACUUGCGGCCUGUGCGGCGUCUUUAACAGCGACGCCAAAGACGACUUCCGCCUCCCAAACGGACUCUUGGCUGAGUCUGCCGAGCAGUUCGUGGAGGGCUGGCGCUCCUCCAUUGCCGACGACAUCACGUGUAAUGGCGACUGCGACGACUUGUACCGGACGUGCACGGACCUGCGCCUCUACCAGAGCGCAUGGCUGUGCGGCAACAUCAACGACCCGGGGAACAGCUCUUUUCUGGCGUGUCACGCGGCCGUCAACCCGUCGCCGUUUUUCCGGAACUGCUUGUACAACAUGUGCGUGAAGGAUGGGAACCGCUCUGCGCUGUGCUCCUCGCUGCACACCUACGCCACUGCCUGCCAGAACGCUCAGGUCGUUGUCGCUUCCUGGAGGAUGUCCACCAACUGCCCACUACCGUGUCCAGACAACAGCCAUUUUGACGAGUGCACCAGCGCCUGCCCACUGACCUGCUCCAGCUUGGAUGAACCUGAGGAGCCAUGCCCUCUGCCUUGCCGCGAGGGCUGCCGUUGCGAGGACGGCUUCGCCCUGCUGGACGGCCUGUGCGUGGCCCGCGGCGAGUGCGGCUGCGUCAGCCACGGCCGCCAGCUGGCCACCAACCACACUUUUUGGACCGACCGGGAGUGCCAGGAGCGCUGCUACUGUAACGGUUCCGACAACAGCUUGUACUGUCUGCCGGCACCGUGCCGCCCUGAGGAGUACUGCCAAGAGGAGGAUGGCCUGUACUACUGUCAGCCCCGCACCGAGGCCCUGUGUGUAGCAGCUGGUUAUGGACACUUCCUGCCGUUUGGUGGCCUUCCAUUUGAGCUGCAGAGCUCUUGUAGCCUCAUUAUGGCCACCAGCAACUGUGAGAGAGGGAGCGGGGACCAUGCCGCCAUGACUGGAAGCUUGCCUCAUUUUAAACUGGCAGCUCUUAAUGAGGAGAGGGACACGGGACAGACUGUUUGGGUGAGAGGCUUUGUCCUGGAGGUCUAUGACUUCAAGAUUGAGGUGACUCGAAGCUACAAGAACACCGCCAUGGUGAAUAAGGAGCGUUUAUCCGUUCCCCUAAAGCUGGGUCCCGGCAAGGUCAGCAUCUUCACCGUAGGACUGCUCCUCAUCCUGGAAACAGACUUUGGCCUGAAGGUGGCCUUCGAUUGGAACACUCUCCUGCUGUUGACUCUGCCUCGUCACCACUACAGCGCAUCCUGCGGCCUCUGCCAGGGCCUGCCCUUAACCCCGCCCACACUCAGCAACACCGAUUGGGGGGCGGCCUGGGCCGAGAGGGACGCUUUCUGCCAGGUGGGCUGCGGGGAUUCCUGCCCACGAUGCGGCCUGGGGGAUAAAAGCACGACAAGCGACACCGCUCUUGUCCUGACACUGUGCGGCCUGAUGGUGGAACGAGAUGACGUGUUUGCACGCUGCCACAGCAAGGUGGCGCCAGCGUUCUUUUACCAAAACUGCCUGCAGGACGCUUGCUUGGAUGAGGGAGCGCUGGAGACAGUUUGUAAUUGGCUGCAGGUCUACGCCAGCACGUGUCACAGCCACAGCGUGCCUGUUACUGGAUGGAGGGGCGACACACCCUGCGUCCAGAGGUGUCCUCCCAACAGCCACUACUCCAGCUGCAUGCCACCUUGCCCGCCCCAGUGCGCCCCCACCCGCGGCCAGAGGGACUGCAGCGGCGGCCCGCCCGACUGCGUGGAAGGCUGCCAAUGCGACCAGGGCUAUGUGGUCAACGGCAAGAGCUGCAUCCUACCUCAAGACUGUGGCUGCUACACAGACGGCAAGUACUACGAGCCCAAACAGCUGUUCUGGAACACCGACUGCUCCAAGCGCUGCCGGUGCAUCGGUCGCAACCUGAUCCAGUGCGACCCGCGGCGCUGCAAGGCGGACGAGGAAUGUGUCCUGCGCCAUGGCGUGCGCGGCUGCUUCGCCCGGCGCUCCGGCCAGUGCAUCGCGUCGGGCGGCGGCGUGUUCAAGACGUUUGAUGGGGCAUCCCUGCGCCUGGCGGCCUCGUGCUCCUUCGUCCUGUCCACCAACUGCCACAAGCUGCCCGACCUUUCCUUCCAGCUCAUCGCCAAGUUCGACAAGGGCAGCACGCCCAACCUCACCACCAUCUCCCAUGUCUACCUCUACAUCAACGAGGAGAACAUACUCAUCUCUGGAAACACCAUCAAGGUGAACGGCACGCCGGUAUCUGUGCCGUUCGUCACCGGCCUGAUGACCCGGCUGUCCACGUCCGAGGGCUUCGUGGACAUCGACUCACCGCAGGACAUCCAGGUGCGCUACAACCGCUUCAACACGCUCAGCAUCACCAUGGGCCAGCGGAUGCAGGACAAGCUGUGCGGCCUGUGCGGCAACUUCAACGGCGUCCCAGCCGACGACUACAUCACCUCCACGGGAAAGGCGGCCGCCAGCGCUCUGGAGCUGGCCCAGAGCUGGAAGACCAACGGCAUGCAAAACAGGUGCGAUGUGACCCAAUACGUGUCCCUGGCCCAGUCGUGUACCAACACUGCGGUGCAGGCGCUGCAGCGUGAGGACGCUUGCCUGAAGCUGACCGAGCUGAAGGGCUUCUUCCAGCCGUGCCACGGCCUGCUGGACCCCAGGCCUUUCUACCAGUCCUGCUACCUGGAUGGCUGCUACAACCAGCGCAGGCCUCAGGUGUGCGGAUCGCUGGCCGCCUACGCCGAGGCCUGCCGCUCCAUGGGCACCCUCACCACCCAGUGGAUCACUCAGGAAAACUGCUCAGAAUGGAUUUACGACCCCUGUGCAACAGAGACCUGUACAAACUUCACCUGUGAGCAGGAGGAUGGAGGCGACCUGUGCGGAUGUCCUGAAUUACCCACCAGCCCUGAAGGCGACGAUGACAUCAUACAGGCGGAGGUGAGCUGCAAGCACGCCCAGAUGGAAGUGUCCAUCUCCAAGUGCAAGCUCUUCCAGCUGGGCUUCGAGCGCGGAGACGUCAGGAUCAACGACGAGCACUGCGCCGCCAUGGAGGGCGAGGACUACAUCUCCUUCCACAUCAACAACACCAAAGGACACUGCGGUUCCAUCGUGCAGUCCAACGGCACACACAUCAUGUACAAAAACACGGUGUGGAUCGAGAGCGUCAACAACACGGGGAACAUCAUCACGCGAGACAAAACCAUCAACGUGGAGUUUGCCUGCGCUUACGAGCUGGACCUGAAGAUCUCGCUGGAGACGGUCCUCAAACCUAUACUCAGUGUGAUCAACCUCACCCUCCCAACCCAGGGCGGGAACUUCAUCACCAAGAUGGCGCUCUACAAGAACUCAGCGUACCGCCAUCCCUACAGGGAGGGGGAGGUGGUGCUGAGCACGCGGGACAUCCUCUACGUCGGCGUCUUUGUGGAGGGGGCCGACGAAAACCAGCUCCACCUGGUGGUGAACACGUGCUGGGCCACGCCCUCGCGCAACAGCAGCGACCGACUCCGCUACGUCAUCAUCGAGCGAGGGUGCCCCAACGUGAAGGACAACACCAUCGGCAUGGCGGAGAACGGCAUGUCGCUCACCUGCCGCUUCCACGUCACCGUCUUCAAGUUCAUCGGUGAUUACGACGAGGUACACCUCCAUUGCGACGUUUCGCUCUGCGACGCUGACAAGAACGCCUGCAAAGUGAACUGUCCACCGAAGAGGAGGAUGUACUCGAAAGACGCAACGCUACUAAAAGAGCACAUACUGAGUGUCGGACCUAUUAGAAGACGAGAGUCAGACUGGUGCGAGGAGGACAACGGCGGCUGUGAGCAAAUGUGCACCAGUAAGACGACCGGUCCAGUGUGCAGCUGUGUGACUGGGAUGCUGCAACCGGACAGGAGGAGCUGUCGGACGGUGAGCUGCAGCUGCAGAAUCGCACCUGCACUCCUGCCGAGCGCCGCUGUGCUCGCCCGUCUGCUUUCUGCUCUCCGCUGACGCACAACUGCAACCCAACGCAAGGACUGGAAGAUGCACAAUGACGAUUUUUUUCACGCAAGUAAGUCGCUUUUCGUCAAGCCCCGAAAUAACGGUGCAACUUUUAUUCAACACGUCCACCGGCAGUGUGUUUUCCUCAAAGCCACUAGAGGGCGUUAUAGAAAAGACAUUCUUCAGGGCCCAGAGGUCUCUGUAGCGCCUGUGACUAUCAGUGGACACUUCAUUAGGUACAGCUGCACACUCUACACUCACUGCAAAAUGAUUAUUAUCGUGCUUUCUUCACUGUGUUCCCAAUAUUUUUGAUUGUACAGGUGUGCCUAAUGUUUUGGCUGCUCCUAUACUACUUUAGUGACAAAACAAUGUCCUCUUUUUAAAAGAAAUACUGUAAAAACAUAAUAUAUGUCCUUUUAAAUGCAUAUUUCUGUGUGUGAGGGUCCUGUAAUACCGCAUUGUACCUCAGGAGGCAGCAGUGAGUCACUAACGUGCAAUUUGUGUUUAGGGUCAUCUUUAGUCACAUGUCCCAGUCAGAUUCCGUCACGCGUCGCUCCUUGUGUUGCCUAAACACGCCGUGUGACAACAUUUGACCUGCAUCUCCGUUCUGUUCCCCGUAAAGCGCUCUUCUUCAACCAUGCUUGUGUUUUAUUUUGAAAGGUCACAGGCUUUCGACAUGGAAAAUGUAGAAAGCAAAUAGCCAGUGAGUCGAGUUAUGAUUAUCAUUCAUUCAUCAAGUUCUCACAAUGUGUAUUUCUCAAUCAAGACUUUUAAUGUAUAAAUGUAGUGUCAGGUGUAGUGUCAUGUGACGCAAAGCAGUAUUGGGGCAACACUGAAAAGGAACACACAAAAAAACACCCAUAAAAACAAAGUCAUGGAUUUAGCGGAAUAAUGUUGAAAUAUUCUGGAAAUAAUGGUGGAAAACUUACGAGGAAAAUGUCACAUUUUUAAAAGUAAUAUAUGAGUAAAAAAGAAGAAG
Molecule: messenger RNA, 9651 nt
Organism: Dunckerocampus dactyliophorus (ringed pipefish)
Lineage: Eukaryota; Metazoa; Chordata; Actinopteri; Syngnathiformes; Syngnathidae
Gene: tecta
Product: tectorin alpha
Exons: 32
Coding region: 876-8681 (2601 amino acids)
Biological process (GO): cell-matrix adhesion
Molecular function (GO): protein binding
Source: RefSeq, a predicted model, not a curated record